Messenger RNA from Gongylonema pulchrum, 249 nucleotides. The record is from the annotation of a GenBank genome assembly. NCBI's taxonomy places the organism in Eukaryota, Metazoa, Nematoda, Chromadorea, Rhabditida, Gongylonematidae.
GAAGUGGAGGAGGAGGAUUCGCAUGCCAGUGAUCCAGCUCUUAAGCGAACCGGUCGAUGCUUCGGUGGGCUAAUUCUGGAUAUUAAACGCAAAGCACCAUGGUACCUCUCCGAUUUCACUGAUUCAUUGAAUUUGCAAUGCGUUGCAACGUUUUGUUUCAUGUAUUUUGCACUACUUGCGCCAAUCGUUACAUUUGGUGGAUUACUCGAGGAAGCAACACAUCAGCGAAUGGUAAGUCAGUUAUCAUAA